This is a messenger RNA of Nothobranchius furzeri (turquoise killifish), 2968 nucleotides long. RefSeq names its product VPS41 subunit of HOPS complex (gene vps41). Gene Ontology annotation, cellular component: late endosome; HOPS complex. Gene Ontology annotation, biological process: vesicle-mediated transport; protein targeting to vacuole; macroautophagy. Lineage: Eukaryota; Metazoa; Chordata; Actinopteri; Cyprinodontiformes; Nothobranchiidae. The record is from RefSeq and is a predicted model, not a curated record. Gene Ontology annotation, molecular function: protein binding.
UACCCAUAAUGCUGUGCUUGUUGGAGUCAUGUGAUUGAAACGAAUGACAACAAGCUGGCUUCAACAAAAACACGACUUUGUUGUAAUAUCUUGUGGAUGUUUUUUAACCGUAACCAAUUUUUGCCCGAAAACUGACAUGAAAGUGAGAUUUUAAACCACCGGUUUAACGCUGAUUAGCAUCACAAUGGCGGAAGUAGAAAAACAGGAAAGGAAACCAAGCGAAGAAUUCACAGAUGAUUCAUCUGAGGAGGAGGACAGCGAAGAGGAGCCCAAGCUGAAGUACGAGAGACUCGCCAACGGGGUGACGGAGAUCCUCCAGAACGACGCGGCCAGCUGUAUGACCGUCCAUGACAAGUUUCUCGCCCUGGGGACUCAUUUUGGGAAAGUUUUCCUGCUGGACAUUCAAGGAAAUGUCACUCAAAAGUUUGAAAUAAGCUCGGUGAAGAUCAACCAGAUCAGUUUGGAUGAAAGCGGUGAGCACGUGGGCAUCUGCUCCGAGGAUGGGAAGGUUCAAGUGUUUGGCCUCUACACCAGAGAGGGCUUCCACGAUAACUUCGACUGUCCCAUCAAAGCGGUCGCAUUACACCCUCAGUUCAGCAGAUCAAACUACAAACAGUUUGUCACUGGGGGCAACAAGCUGCUGCUGUAUGAAAGGAACUGGUUGAACCGCUGGAAGACUGUAGUUUUACAUGAAGGUGAGGGAACAAUCACGAACGUCCAGUGGAGAGCUAAUCUCAUCGCCUGGGCCAACAACUUGGGAGUAAAAAUCUAUGACAUCAGCACCAAGCAGCGGAUCACCAAUGUGUUGAGGGACAACUCCAGUCUGAGGCCUGACAUGUACCCCUGUAGCCUCUGCUGGAAGGACGACACCACCCUGAUAGUCGGAUGGGGAACGUCUGUUAAGAUUUGUGUGGUGAAAGAGCGAAAACCGACUGAAAUGAGAGAUUUGCCAAGCCGCUACGUAGAAAUAGUUUCUGCGUUUGAGACGGAGUUUUUCAUCUGUGGUUUGGCGCCGCUGGUGGAUCAACUCGUCACUCUGUUUUUUGUGAAAGAGAACUCAGAUCAGAUGGACGAGGAGUUUCGCUCACGGCCUCGUCUCGACAUCAUCCAGCCAUUUCCCGAGAGCUGCGAGGAGAUCUCCUCAGACGCUCUGACUGUUCGCUCCUACCAUGACAACGAGUGCAGAGACUACCGGCUUGAGCAUUCAGAGGGAGAGUCGCUCUUCUACAUCAUCAGUCCCAAAGACAUCGUCGUGGCCAAAGAGCGAGACCAGGACGACCAUAUCGACUGGCUGCUUGAGAAGAAGAAAUAUGAGGAGGCACUGAUGGCUGCAGAGAUCAGCUUCAAAAACAUCAAGAGACACGACGUUCAGAAGAUUGGAAUGGCUUAUAUCAAUCAUCUGGUGGAGAACGGAGACUACGACGCUGCUGCGAGGAAAUGUCAGAAGGUUCUAGGAAAGAACAUGGAGCUGUGGGAGAACGAGGUCUACAGGUUUAAGACCAUCGGCCAGCUGAAGGCGAUCAGUCAGUAUUUGCCACGAGGAGAUCUGCGUCUCAGACCGGCCAUCUAUGAGAUGAUCCUGCAUGAGUUUCUAAAAUCUGAUUAUGAGGGCUUUGCCACGCUGAUCCGGGAGUGGCCUGGAGAACUUUACAACAACAUGGCCAUCGUUCAGGCCGUCACUGACCACCUGAAGAAGGAUCCGACCAACAGCACGCUGCUCACCACGCUGGCUGAGCUGUACACGUACGACCAGCGCUACGACAGAGCUUUAGAGAUCUACCUGAGACUGAGACACAAAGAUGUCUACCAGCUGAUCCACAAGCACAACCUGUUCUCCUCCAUAGAGGACAAGAUCGUCCUCCUGAUGGACUUUGAUAAGGAGAAAGCUGUUGACAUGCUUCUUGACAAUGAAGACAAGAUUUCUAUGGACAGGGUGGUGGAGGAGCUACAUGGUCGACCUGAGUUGCUGCAUGUGUAUCUCCAUAAACUGUUCAAGAGGGACCACCACAAAGGACAGAAGUACCAUGAGAAGCAGAUCGGCCUGUACGCCGAAUACGACCGGCCAAACCUUCUGCCUUUUCUGAGAGACAGCACUCACUGCCCUCUUGAAAAGGCUCUUGAGAUUUGUCAGCAGAGGAACUUUGUGGAAGAGACGGUCUUCCUGCUAAGCAGGAUGGGAAACUGUAGACGAGCCCUGCAGAUGAUCAUGGAGGAGCUGGAGGACGUGGACAAAGCCAUCGAGUUCGCUAAAGAGCAGGAUGACGCAGAGCUGUGGGAGGACCUCAUCUCGUACUCGAUCGACAAGCCGCCGUUCAUCACGGGCCUCCUGAAUAAUAUCGGCACGCAUGUUGAUCCGAUUCUGCUCAUCUAUCGGAUCAAGGAGGGCAUGGAGAUCCCGAAUCUCAGGGACUCGCUGGUGAAAAUCCUCCAUGACUACAACCUGCAGAUUCUUUUAAGGGAAGGGUGUAAGAAGAUCCUGGUGGCCGACUCCCUCUCCUUGCUCCAGAAGAUGCAUCGAACCCAGAUGAGAGGAGUCCGGGUCGACGAGGGGAACAUUUGUGAGUCGUGUCAUGGUACUAUAUUACCAUCAGACAUGGCCCAGCCUUUCAGUGUGGUGGUGUUCCACUGCAGACACAUGUUUCACAAGGAGUGUUUGCCGUCUUCAGGAAUAAUUCCUGGAGUGCAGUUCUGUAACAUUUGCAGCGCGAAGAGGCGAGGACCUGGAAGUGGAAUACUCGAAAUGAAAAAGUGACACUUUAAUGCCCUCAUGUUGUUGUUAUUGAUGCUUUUUGUCUCCUUUUUUCCCUCGUCGGUACGCUGAUGAACAGGAAUCUUUUUUCCUCGGUUGAUGAACUGUACUCUCACCAAAAUACAGAACUGUUACCCUUUAUUUGUUUACUAACUGUAAAGUGCCGUGUUUUGUCCAGAUCACCUUGAAUGUGAUGAAGAAUAAAAUCACAUAAACUCU